UGUCUGAUUUGUAUUCUUCAUUCUAACUGCUGUGUCAUUUGUAUUUGCUUAUAUUCUUUAUUUCUUGGACUGGUUUUAAAGUGUGAAGUCUUCCGUUGUCAAUUUCCUCGAUCCAAUCCCUUCUACUCUGAUGAACCACCAAGACAUUAUGGCACUGACAAACCAUUGAGGGUUGGAGCUGCACUUUGCUCUUGGUGUGGCACAUGGAAAGGGGAGAAAGUUUGCAGCAGGUGUAGGAGGGCAUGUUACUGCUCUGAGAAACAUCAGGCUAUGCAUUGGAAGUCUGGACAUAAAAACCAGUGCCAUCAGAUUAUUACUAACUUAGAAUCUUCUAGUGCUAGUGCUGGUUCAUCUAGAGCUAGGCUUCCUGCUACAGAUAAAGAAGGUGAAAGUGCUUUUUAUAUGGAGACUUCUCAAGAUAAUAGUUGUGCCACAACAUUGGUGCCUAAAUAUAUGAAAACAGAUGACACAUAUCAGUUCUUGCUGGACAAGUUUGAGGCUGAUGAGAAUAAAAGGUACCGCCGGCAUCAUUUCAAGAACGAAUGUCUAAAUGUCCCAACCAAGUGUUGAGAUACUGUCGAGGUCUGAUGGCAAAACCACUGUGGCCUUUGCCUUUGUCGAUUGGUUGCCCCACCAAAGCCAAUAUUAAAAAAUGCAACUACUGCAAUGGUCCUUUAUGCUAUGAAUUUCAGGUUUGAUAUGAA
This is a messenger RNA of Musa acuminata subsp. malaccensis (wild Malaysian banana), 704 nucleotides long. Lineage: Eukaryota; Viridiplantae; Streptophyta; Magnoliopsida; Zingiberales; Musaceae. The record is from RefSeq and is a predicted model, not a curated record.